UGAUUCAGCGGUACACUUUCCCAAUACAGCUUGCCAAUUUGGUUUUGUAUUCUAAAUUGCUUGCUAUAAACGAGAACCGCCUCUCGUACAAUUUUGAGCACAAAGCCACAAACCCUGCAUCUGCAUUUCUCUCUUACUUUCAAUCAUGGCGGAAUCAAAGUCCAAGAUUCAAUCUGUCAGGGAAUGGGUCGUUGACAACAAGCUUAGAACUGUCGGGUGUCUAUGGCUUAGCGGUAUUGUGGGUUCCAUCGCCUACAAUUGGUCACAGCCUGGUAUGAAAACCAGCGUGAGGAUCAUCCAUGCUAGGUUGCACGCUCAGGCUCUUACUCUGGCUUCAUUAGUUGGUGCUGCCGCGGUUGAGUAUUGGGACAACAGAGGUGCACCCAAGGCCGAGCGAUAUCCAGAGUUCCUCCAUGCUAAUCCAUUAUCUCGCAAGGACUAGAUAGUUCUUUCUGUCGCAGGUGUCCGUGCCCGAUUAGUUAAAGUUGUAUCCUAUAGGGGAUAGAAAUAAUAGAUUGUGUGGACAGGCACAAGUUCUGUAUUUUUUUUAACCUCAUUUGGCAAUGUUGAGCUAGUAAAUGUCAAAGAAAUUUACAGCUGGAUGCUAUCUGCUAUCUAGAGAUUGAGGGAGCGUGUUAUUGCAGUCAUUUUUUUCAAUGAUAUUGCCGUUUAAGGAUU
Molecule: messenger RNA, 678 nt
Organism: Tripterygium wilfordii
Lineage: Eukaryota; Viridiplantae; Streptophyta; Magnoliopsida; Celastrales; Celastraceae
Exons: 3
Coding region: 146-442 (98 amino acids)
Biological process (GO): mitochondrial respiratory chain complex IV assembly
Cellular component (GO): mitochondrial inner membrane
Source: RefSeq, a predicted model, not a curated record